AUGAGUUCAUUGAAGCAAUUCAUACGCAAUGUGCGAGCUUCGAAAACAAUCGCAGAUGAGCGCGCAGUUGUCCAAAAGGAAAGUGCUGCUAUAAGAGCCAGUUUUCGUGAAGAAAGUGGUGAUCAUAAUGUUAGACGAAACAAUGUAGCAAAGCUAUUAUACCUAUUCACCUUGGGUGAGAGAACACAUUUUGGUCAAAUAGAAUGUCUCAAGCUUCUGGCUUCUCCAAGAUUCGCAGAUAAGAGGUUAGGAUAUUUAGGCACAAUGCUUCUGCUGGACGAGAAUCAGGAGGUAUUGACAUUGGUUACGAACUCUUUAAAGAAUGACCUCAAUCAUUCUAACCAAUAUAUCGUUGGUCUGGCUCUAUGUACCCUAGGCAACAUUGCAUCGGUUGAAAUGUCUCGAGAUUUAUUCCCCGAAAUCGAAACCCUUCUCUCCACCGCGAACCCAUAUAUUCGUCGCAAGGCCGCAUUAUGUGCCAUGAGGAUAUGUAAGAAGGUACCAGAUCUGCAAGAACAUUUCCUCGAAAAGGCGGCAAACCUUCUUUCGGAUCGAAACCAUGGUGUUUUGCUGUGCGGUCUUACAUUAGUAACAAAUCUUUGUGAAAUGGACGAGGCCGAAGGUGGAGAGGAAGGAAUCGUGGAGAAAUUCAGACCAUUUAGCGGAGGUUUAGUCAGAACACUGAAGGGCUUGGCUAGCUCCGGUUACGCCCCUGAGCAUGAUGUUACUGGAGUUACGGAUCCAUUCUUACAAGUAAAGAUAUUACAAUUGUUGAGAGUUCUUGGCAGGGGAGAUCCAGAGACCAGUGAACAAAUUAACGACAUUUUGGCCCAGGUUGCUACGAACACGGACUCCUCCAAGAAUGUUGGAAACUCUAUUUUAUACGAGGCUGUCCUCACUAUUCUUGAUAUUGAAGCCGAUUCUGGUUUGAGAGUACUUGGUGUCAAUAUCCUCGGAAAGUUCCUUUCAAAUCGGGACAACAAUAUUCGAUAUGUCGCUUUGAAUACACUUAUCAAGGUAGUCGCUAUUGAGCCAAAUGCAGUCCAAAGACAUAGAAAUACUAUCCUUGAAUGUCUGCGAGAUCCCGAUAUCAGUAUCAGGCGGCGUGCAUUGGAUUUAAGUUUCACUCUCAUUAAUGAGAGUAAUGUUAGGGUACUUAUUAGGGAGCUUCUUGCUUUCUUGGAAGUUGCCGAUAAUGAGUUCAAACCAAUCAUGACCAGUCAAAUCGGUAUCGCAGCAGACAGAUUUUCACCAAAUAAAAGAUGGCAUGUGGAUACCAUGCUGAGAGUUUUGACCUUGGCGGGAAAUUACGUCAAAGAGCAAAUUUUGUCCUCAUUUAUCCGACUAAUUGCGACAACCCCUGAAUUGCAGACUUAUGCGGUACAAAAGCUUUAUACUAGCUUGAAAAAAGACAUUACUCAAGAAGGUCUUACUUUGGCCGGUGCAUGGUGCAUUGGUGAAUAUGGAGAGACUUUAUUACGUGGUGGACAAUACGAGGAAGAAGAACUUGUGCAAGAAGUCAAGGAGAAUGAAGUUGUGGAUUUGUUCUCGACCAUUCUCAACAGCAGUUACGCCACCCAGAUCGCAACCGAAUAUAUUGUCACAUCUUUGAUGAAGCUCAGUACACGUUUAUCCGACCCUGCACAAAUUGAUCGAAUUCGACGAAUUUUAGCAAAUAAUGCAACAAACCUUGAUGUCGAGGUUCAACAGCGAGCGGUGGAAUAUGGCAACUUGUUUAGUUAUGACUCUAUCAGAAAAGGUGUUUUGGAGAAAAUGCCUCCACCACAAAUCAAGGAAGAGUCACGAGUACUGGGAGAGGCAAGCAAGAAACCGAGCAAAGCAUCAAACAGAAAGUCGAAGACGGUCAAACCGGCAGAACAGGAUUUGUUGUUUGAUCUAAUGGGCGAUGGAGGAAUGCCUGACGCAAAUGUUGGUGGUGCUAAUGGGGGAUCUCAAAAUAAUGCAGACCUUCUAGCAGACAUCCUUGGAGGCACUGGUUCAUCUCAACCCUCAUCACCUCCGGCUCAACAGUCAAACAUGAGUUCAAUCAUGGACUUAUUCGACAGCACACCAGCUCAACAACAACCUUCUGCUAUGACAACUCCCUCAAAUGAUCUCUUCUCUGGUGUAUCUUCACCUCCACCUCAAGCACCUUCAAUCCCAACACAUCCAUGUUACGACAAGAAUGAUCUCAACAUUGUCUUACAACUUCAACGAAAUGCAGAAGGUGUUGUACAAGUAUUGGCUCGAUUCAGAAACUCAUCCAUGCAUCAAUCUUUGUCUGCAGUGGCAUUACAAGCUGCAGUACCCAAAACACAAAAGCUUCAAUUGAACGCAAUGUCAAAUUCGAAUUUGGGUCCUGGGGUAGAAGCAACACAAUCAAUGAGAAUUACAGGAAGUAAAGGAGCUUUGAAGAAUUCGUUUGAUGAUCAAUUUUGGUAUCUCGGAUGCCGUCGAUGGUUGAUGACAUAUCACUUUUUAGAAAUAUUCAGCAGCCGAAUCUACCCACGAGUUGCUUCCGAAUUUCUACUAUUCAAUGGCAAAUGCGUGCUCACAGCGACCUCCAAGCAUGUCGCAAAAUAA
Molecule: messenger RNA, 2583 nt
Organism: Sclerotinia sclerotiorum 1980 UF-70
Lineage: Eukaryota; Fungi; Ascomycota; Leotiomycetes; Helotiales; Sclerotiniaceae
Exons: 6
Coding region: 1-2583 (860 amino acids)
Biological process (GO): Golgi to vacuole transport; receptor-mediated endocytosis; intracellular protein transport
Cellular component (GO): membrane coat; AP-1 adaptor complex; Golgi apparatus
Molecular function (GO): clathrin-cargo adaptor activity
Source: RefSeq, a predicted model, not a curated record